This is a messenger RNA of Caenorhabditis briggsae, 3621 nucleotides long. The record is from RefSeq and is a predicted model, not a curated record. The coding region runs from base 1 to 3621 and encodes 1206 amino acids. Gene Ontology annotation, molecular function: protein tyrosine phosphatase activity. Gene Ontology annotation, biological process: protein dephosphorylation. Lineage: Eukaryota; Metazoa; Nematoda; Chromadorea; Rhabditida; Rhabditidae. The transcript is spliced from 10 exons.
AUGAGAAAGCUAAUCUUUCGAUGCUUACUCUUGAUGAUUUUCAUCAGAAACGUGGAUAGUGUUCCAAUAUCCGCUUCAUGGAAAUUCAAUGCUACCUAUUCGAUGAAAAAUUCUAACGCGCCGACCAACUUCCAAAUUCUUCGCCCUCCAAACCCAACAGCUCUCCAAUUCCGAAACAGAUUCCAAAGAAACGCCCCGCCCAUCAGCAAGUUCCAACAACUCAUCGACCGUGUCUCCAUCCUUUCUCGUAUCUCCAAUGGAAUUGCUCUCCAAUCUGGUCUGAUGGAUGGAUCGAUUCGAAUCGAAGAUGCUGUUGGUGAGCUUCUCAAUUUUGGAUUAAUUCAAGUUAAAGAUGUUGCCAACUUCUCAUUGAAAUCCGUGAGUUCGGCUACGCAGAAACUCAAAGAAAUGCCCACAUCGUUGGAUUCGUCUGUCGAAGAGCUAGAGAACGUUGCAUUACUUUAUGAUCAGACCAGAGUUGAUUCUGAAGAAUGUAAAGGCGUUCUCGAUCUUCCUGGGAAGACAGAGUAUUUGAAUGCUAUAAAAACUUUCGAUACUGAUUUCAAGAAUGUCUCAUUCAAAGAACUGAACAGUGCCCUUAACGAUAUCAUUUUAUCACUGACAAACAUUGAAGAACUGGAUUUGAGCCUGAAGAGAAGUGACUAUGAUUUAAGCACGAUUUAUUUCACUAAAUUUAUCGGAUUGCCUAGGCAGCUCAAAACAGUCGAGAUCAAGUUUUCUGAGGUUAUAAGCGCGAUGGACAUGAAGAAGUUCAACAAAUUGAAAGAAAGUGAAAAAAUCUUCAAGCCAGUCGAAUUGAUGAUCAACCUCAUCAUGCGACGUCGAGAAAUUGAAAAAUUUCAGUCAACACCAAACUACAAGAUUGCCAAGAAAAAUUUUGAACAAGUUUUCGAAUUCGUAACUAUCUUGGAUUCAUCUAAGAAUGACGUUGCGUUUCUGAAGAGCUUAAUUAGUUCUAGAACCCAAAAAAACAUUCUACAUUAUACCGAUGGAUACCCGGGUGGGGUUUCUGACAUGAAGAAACUGACCGAUGAUGUUCAGGAUUCUUCUUUGAAACAGUUGACAGGUAGUUCUGUUUCACUAGAAAAACUGGCGAACGGGUUGAAACCUUUAUUCAAAAUCAUUGAUCAAACAUCAGUUAUUGAUGAGAAAUUGGCUUCAACUUCUUCGAACCACGUCAUGAAUGAUUUGAAACAUUUCAAUGAUAUUUCUGAAAUGGUUGUGAAUGUUUCUCAAAACUCUGUUGAAUCUGCUGAGACCUUCAAAAACUAUGUCACUUGUCAUAAUUUGGCGUUGGCGCGUGUCAUUUAUUCAGAAAUCGAAAAAAUCAUUAAUUCUGCGAAGAUGAUUGAAAAAAUGACGACUGGAAUCAUCGAAGUUUUUGGGAAUUUUAAUAUUGAAAAACUGAAGACCGACCACGAAAACUUCAUUACGAAGCUUGGGUUCAAAGAUAUUGAAGAUCCCAAAACUUCGAAAAAGGAAAUGAAAGACGUUUUGGGCAAGCUGAAAAAAAGUGAAGUAUCCGAUCUCCUUUCUAAGAUGAGUCAAAUUAAAGAUAGUAUUACUGUCAACAUAACUGCACUCCUGGAACAUGUUACGGUUUUAAAAGAGAAGGGAAAAGUGGAGACGAUUGCAAGAACUGUGGCAUCAGUUUCUCAGGAUCUCAUGUCGAUUGGAAAGAUCCCUGAAAAUAUGAAAAAGAAUGUUCAACCAGCCACCACAGAACUCAAUGCCAUGUCGGAUGCUCUUGAAACUUCUCGAAAUAUCAGCAAGUCCUUGAACACUUUCAAGAAUUUCAACGAAUUGAAAGGAAUGUCGGCUUCCGUUGAUGAGUUGGAUACCGUGGAAAAAUCAGUAGCCGAUGGAAUGAAAGCCAUUCAGAAUGCAGCUUUAAAAACUCAAAUGCAGGCUCAAUGGGGAAAUCAUACGGUUUUUGUCGACGAUCUGAAUUCCACAAUACACUUAUUGAAGGAUAACGAGAAGAGCUUGAAUUUGGAAAGUCUCAAAACCUUCGAGGCUCAUGGAAACACAAUUAAGGCCACACUACAAUCAGUGGACCUUCCGGAAAUGAAGCUUGCUGGGAAACUGAAAGCUUUGGAUACUUUGAUUCCUUCCACUAAAAAUUCAAAGGUGAAAUUGGAGUUGGAGAAGAGCAAGAAGACGUUGGAGAAACUAGAUUCACUGAAUCUCGACUUUUCAAGCCACGCCUCAACAAUCCAAAACCUUCCAUCUCGACUCAAACAUCUCUUCGAUUUUUUGGUUCAAUUCUCCAUUUCAAAGCCAGUGGUAGAUCCAAAUCUAGGACCUUCAAAACCACCUCAUAUCAUAUAUGCCAGCGAUCGGAACAGUGAAGAUAAAGAGGAGGAUUUAGGACUAAUCCUUGGCAUCACCGGUGGCUCAUUCAUAAUUCUCGGUGCAAUCGCUGCUAGCACGUUCCAACUCUACAAAUAUUACAAGUCACGAAUGAGUUUGAAAGGAAUGAAAAAGUGGAUUAGGGCACAGAAAUUCGAGACUCACUCGUCAGCAUACAGAUGCCAUGAAGCCUAUAUGAGAUGCAUGGUGAUUCCAUCAGAAUCGUUUACAAACGAUAAAAAAGCCGCUUCAUUCUCCUAUCUGCCAGAGAACAAGCAUCGAACCAACAACAGAUGGUGUAAUCCGGAAACUGCUCUGAAGCAUUUGAAAAAGGACGGAAAGAUAAUGUCAAUCCACGCCAACUUAAUCAAGUCUGCCAAUGGAAAGCAAUGGAUUGCCACGCAGGUCUGUCUGUGGGUCUGUUGGUCCAAUAGCAGAUACUCUUUUCAGGCUCCACUCGAUGAGAAUGAGAAAAAAAGAUGGGCGGACACCAAGGAAGAUUUCUGGCACAUGGUCGUUCACGAAGGUGUUGAGGACAUUGUGAUGGUUUGCAACUUUGUGGAGAAAGGUGAAAACAAGUCGGCAGUAUACAUCCCUCGGGAAGUCAACGAGGUGUUGGAAUGUGGAAGAUAUAAAUUGAAGACGUUGUCCUGCGAAAAGUUCAACGACUGUGCGAAAGUUGAGCUUCGCAGAAUUGAGGUUAAGGAUACCAAAAGCAUUUUCAAGAAAACCGUUGUCAACCACUAUCACUACACUGGAUGGCCAGAUCAGAAAUGUCCUGAGGAGGGAGAGUUUUUGAGUACGUACAAAAUAAUGAGUGAAGUGGAAAAGAGCAAAAAACCUACCGUAGUGCAUUGCUCAUCUGGAAUUGGCCGUACAAUGGCAUUCAUUGGGACCCAUGUGAUUGCAGAAAAUGUGAAAAGGGAUCAUGAAGUGACAAUGGGAGACGAGUUGACAAAACUUCGGAACCGUCGUUGGCAUUCGAUUCAAACUAUUCGUCAGUCGUAUUGGCUUCAAAUGUCAGUGUGCUAUAAACUGAACAAAGAUCACAAGUUGAAAAUGAAAGAGGAGUUUGCUGAAAUGUUCAAAAUGUUCUACGAAGUUGCAUUCAAAGAAAUGGUUACACCGGAGUUGGCUGCGGAGAGAAAGAAGAUGAGGGAGGAGAAGGCAAUUGCAGAAGCUGAAGGAAGGAAGUUUGAUACGACACAGAAACCGGACUCGGAUAUCGGGAAAGUGAUUCUCUAUUAA